AUGGCGCCCAAUCCGCCGGACGGCAGCGCUGCAAAGGCAGACCGCGACAACUCGUCGCUGCUGCUCCCGACCGCAUACGACGACGACGCCUCCUCGAUCAACAGCCGAGACCAGGACACCGACAGCGAGGACGAUGCGCUGCAGCAGCGGGCGAGGAACAGCCGCGAGCUGCGGGCGCACGACCGCAUCGUGCUGAUGGAGGAAGAGGAGCUGGACCAGCUGGUGACGAACUCGCGCCGCAAGCAGGAGCUGGUGCGGCGCGGCUCUGCGCUGGCCCUGCCGCUGCCGAAUCCCUUCCGGGGUCUGGCGCGCAAGCCGAGCCUGGGCAGCAUGUCGACGGCCGGCAGCUCCAACGAGAACGUGGCGGGGGGGUCCGAGAAGGGGUCGUCGGCGCGGGCGAGGCGAGACACGAAGCGCGAGAGGCUGCUGGAGGAGGCGCAGCACGGCGAGGACGGCGGGCUGAUGUACGAGAUGGAGGAGGGCGGCAUGAAGGAGGGCAGCUCGACGGGCGAGAGUAGCGAGAGCGACGAGUACGACCGCCGGGCGCUCAACGCGCUUGCGCACGCAAAGAGCCAGCGCGGGCGGAGCUGGCGGCGGUGGCUGUUCAUCCACUCGCUCAUCUUCAUUGGCUUCGCCAUCCUCGUGCUGGCCGCCUGGAAGCUGUCCAAGGCCCGCAGGUCGUCGUCGUCGUCGUCGGGCUCCAAGGUGCAUCUGACGAGCAACGGCACCGCCCUGUUUGCGCCGACGACCAUCAUCAUCAGCCUCGACGGCUUCCGGGCCGAUUUCCUGCAGCGCGGACUUACCCCACGCCUCAAUGCCUUUGUCAGGGAGGGCGUCUCGCCCAAGUGGAUGCAUCCGUCGUUUCCCUCGGUCACCUUUCCGAACCACUACACGCUGGCCACCGGCCUGUACCCCGAGGCUCACGGCAUCGUGGGCAACACGUUUUGGGAUCCGGAGCUCGAGGCCGAGUUCCACUACACGGAUCCCGCGCGGAGCUUGGACCCCAAGUGGUGGGGUGGGGAGCCGUUCUGGGUGACGGCCGAGAAGCAGGGCGUGCCGAGUGCGAUUCACAUGUGGCCGGGCAGCGAAGCACAUAUCCUGCACCUGGAGCCCGAAUACGUGGACAAGUUCAAUGGCAAUGAGGCGCUCGACAACAAGGUCUCGAGGAUCCUUGGAUGGCUGGACCUGCCCGGCCGGGAGAGCGGGUCUGCAGCAGGAACCAAGGGCAUGCGACCCCAGCUCAUUGCUGCCUACGUGCCCAACGUGGACAGCGACGGCCACAAGUACGGGCCCAACAGCACGGAGAUCCGAUCUACUAUCCAAGAGGUGGAUGCUAUGAUGGACAAGAUCUUCAAGGGGCUCGACGCGCGGAACCUGACGCACAUUGUCAACGUCAUUGUCGUGUCGGACCAUGGCAUGGCCACCACGGACACGACUCGCCUGCUGCAGCUAGAAGACCUCGUCGACACGUCCAAGAUUGAGCACAUUGACGGCUGGCCGCUAUACGGGCUUCGACCAAAGACCCCCGACGACCUACAGGGCAUGUACGAAGGGCUGGUGGAAAAGGCCAAGUCCAACCCCAACUUUGACGUCUACCUCCGCGACGUCAACAUGCCGGAGCGCUAUCACUUUACAAACAACGACCGCAUUGCGCCGCUGUGGAUCGUGCCCAAGACGGGGUGGGCGAUUGUCACCAAGGACCAGUUCGAUGCUGAGGAUGGAAAGGCGAAUGGCCUUGUGUAUCAUCCCCGCGGGCUGCAUGGGUAUGACCAUGAGCAUCCGCUGAUGAGGGCCAUCUUCAUCGCGAGGGGACCUGCGUUUCCGCAUCCUGCGAAUAGCCAGGUCGAUGUCUUCCAAAACAUCGAGGUCUACAACUUGUUGUGUGACUCUCUGGGUGUGAGGCCCAAGCCGAACAACGGAACGCUGCGGCUGCCGUUGAAGACCGUUGGGACGCAUGACGAUGAAGAAGAGCCUAAAAUACCUGAAGAUCCGGUGACGUCUUAUUCAGUCACUCUGACUCCUUCGCAGUCUGUGAAGACGCAGACCAUUCCCCGUCCGUCGGUUCCCCCAAAGCCAACCACCACUUCCACUUCCACUUCCACUUCCUUAUCAAAAACGCCAUCUACUACAUCGACUACAUCGUCAUCUCCAUCAAAGCCGCACACUACUUCAAGUGCGGUAGCAGCGACACCGACACAUGACAGCGCCGAGGGCGACGACUCCUCUGGCUCGUUGAAGGACACGGUGACUGGUAUAUGGGACUGGGCGACGAACGAGCUCGACAAAGUCUGGCAUAAAAUUACGAAUGGUUCGUCUUGA
This is a messenger RNA of Trichoderma citrinoviride, 2319 nucleotides long. RefSeq names its product Phosphodiest-domain-containing protein. Bases 1 to 2319 code for a protein of 772 amino acids. NCBI's taxonomy places the organism in Eukaryota, Fungi, Ascomycota, Sordariomycetes, Hypocreales, Hypocreaceae. Gene Ontology annotation, biological process: nucleoside triphosphate metabolic process. The record is from RefSeq and is a predicted model, not a curated record. The transcript has 3 exons. Gene Ontology annotation, molecular function: nucleoside triphosphate diphosphatase activity; ribonucleoside triphosphate phosphatase activity.